Trachymyrmex cornetzi is the source of this 747-nucleotide messenger RNA. RefSeq lists its product as uncharacterized. The record is from RefSeq and is a predicted model, not a curated record. The transcript has a single exon. NCBI's taxonomy places the organism in Eukaryota, Metazoa, Arthropoda, Insecta, Hymenoptera, Formicidae. The coding region runs from base 1 to 747 and encodes 248 amino acids.
AUGGCUGACAGAAUUAAACUCAUUGUUCAAAAACGGACGUCAUUGAAAUCACAAAUCACGAAUUUGGCUAAUCUCCUCGACAAAGGCGACACGGAAGACAGUGCUUUGAGACUGCGCAUUAAACGGUUGUCGGAUCAGUUUCACGCGUUCGAGGAUUUCAACGAUGAACUUGCGGUAUUAGACUCAAGCGACGCACACCAGACCGAAUAUGCAAACAUCCAAGAUCGUUUCUACAUACUCGCGAGUCGCGUUGAGGACAAGUUGAACGCGGCGGAUACAGCAAACAAGAUCGAUAACGUAGCGAGUGAUGAAUCGACAGUUAAAAACGCGAACGCCGUGAUAACCACUAAAAGACGCGUUAAAUUGCCCGAGGCUCCUUUACCGACAUUUGACGGCAAGUUCGAAAAUUGGUUGACGUUUAAAAACGCGUUCUUUGACAUGAUAGGCUCGCGUACCGAUCUAACAGACGUCGACAAGUUGCAUUAUUUAAAAUCCGCGUUGACAGGUGAAGCCAGCAACAAGAUUAAAAUAUUCGCGAUCGAUAACGAAAAUUAUGCGAAGGCUUGUGAGCUAUUAGAGCGCGCCUAUGAGGUCAAACGGAUUUUAGUCACGCGUCACAUUUCAAGCAUUGUGAACUUGCCGGUGUUAGAUAGGGAGACUACGGAAGGUCUAACAAAGCUCGCCGACGACGUUCAGCAGCAUGUCGCGUCGUUAAGCACAUUAGGUGUCGCAAUCGGUAGGAAAUGA